Molecule: messenger RNA, 1413 nt
Organism: Drosophila hydei
Lineage: Eukaryota; Metazoa; Arthropoda; Insecta; Diptera; Drosophilidae
Product: kelch-like protein 4
Exons: 3
Coding region: 100-1395 (431 amino acids)
Molecular function (GO): protein binding
Source: RefSeq, a predicted model, not a curated record
UUCCUGCUGUAAUUAUACGCGUCAAAGCUUAGUGUUACUAUUCAACACACAAAAAAAUAAAUAUUUUGAUGAAAACACACGAUAAACUGAUUCGGUGAGAUGGACCAAGUAAUGAAAAAACAUGAAGAAUUAGGCCAGACCCAGGCACAACCAGCCAGUGGUGAGCUCACGUGCAGCGUGCACUUUGUCAAUCCCGGGCUCAGUCCGGGAAGCUCAUCCGAAGAUGAACUUGGUUCGGUGACAAAAUUGGUCUCGAAAGCUGAAGACUUGGAGCUCGAACAUGUUUUCAAACGGCAAUCUGCAGAUAUUGCAAAGAAUCGUUCCCUGUUUGAGUUCGGACAUAACUUUGAAGAUGUUCGUGAUUGGAUGAGCAUCGAGCAACCAACAAAAAUUCCCUUUAAGUCCGUUUUACGCUAUAUGGUGGAAAAUCAUUUGAAGACGACCGUCAAGAUAGAGAUCAAUAAAAUGUAUUUCAAUUGCCAUUUGAUUGUGCUACAGGCAUACUCCAAGUACUUCAUGGAACUCAAUCCAAUUCCGCUCGUUGUGACGCUGCCAGAGGAGAAGGUGUCACAAAAAGCUUUUAUGCUUGUCUACAAGUGGAUGCUCAGCGAUAAGCCUAGCUUGGAGCGUAAAAACAUUAUUCCCGUGUUUGUGGCAGCUACUUAUUUGAGAGUUAAGGACUUGCUGUUCCAUUGCUGGAAGUAUUUCGAUGAUAGAAACUGCUUUAACGAGGCCUCCGCUUGUGUCAUGUAUGUUGAAUCGAAAAACAAUUUGGCACUCGAUGUUGUGCGCAAUUUGAUGCUCACGAGAAUACAAAAGUUCCUGCUCACCUUUGUGGCAACAAGCGAUUUUUUAGAAGUGCCACUGAAGCAUCUUGUCUAUCUUCUCUCGUCAAAUGAAAUCUGUGUAAACAGUGAAGUUGAGAUACUUUUUAUUAUUGUACGCUGGCUUGGACACGAUUGGCAGAGGCGAAAAUCAAAUGUGCAAAGCUUGAUCAAUUGCAUUCGUUUCCCUUCGAUGCCUCUUUGGUAUUUGCUGUGUGUGCGACGCGUGGAGACUCAUAAUCUAGUCAGAGAGCUGCUCAAUUCGUCCAAUGUUGAUGCUCUCAUCAAUCAGUCCAUUUCACAGAUUACUUCAAAGAUGUACGAGCAAAAACAGGAGGGGUUUAUUUUAGAUUACGACAGCAUCACUAAGAAUUUGCAGCAGUCUCGAUGUUGGAUAGUGGAUGAGGCGUGUCCGUAUUAUCACCACAUCUGCUGUCCGCAUACGCGCGACAUCGAUUUUAAGCGGUUUGAGUCUUAUUUAACAACGUUGCAGCAACAGCCACCUGAUUAUUGGAGCAAAGUGGAGCUUUUGGAUAUAAAGAAUCCGAGAAAAUGUAAAUGUAUGCAAUAACGGUAGAUUUAAAUAAUC